Messenger RNA from Anarrhichthys ocellatus (wolf-eel), 3282 nucleotides. RefSeq names its product 3-monooxygenase/tryptophan 5-monooxygenase activation protein, gamma polypeptide 2 (gene ywhag2). The coding region runs from base 189 to 932 and encodes 247 amino acids. The transcript is spliced from 2 exons. Lineage: Eukaryota; Metazoa; Chordata; Actinopteri; Perciformes; Anarhichadidae. The record is from RefSeq and is a predicted model, not a curated record.
AGGAGGGGUGAGGGAGGGAGAGAGGAGAGGGUGUCCCGUCUGCACGGAGCACAGACAGACAGCAGGGAACAGCUGCAGCAUUAGGUUCGCGUAGGAUUUCACUGCAUUGCGAUUUAAAAUACCAAUCAUUUCAUCCCUAAAAACUCAAGUAGAGCAGCUCGACUAAGCAACUAAAUAUCAUUUGAAAAAUGGUUGAUCGCGAGCAGCUGGUGCAGAAAGCCAGGCUGGCUGAACAGGCUGAGAGAUAUGAUGAUAUGGCAGCUGCUAUGAAAUCGGUAACAGAGCUGAAUGAGGCCCUGUCCAACGAGGAGAGGAACCUCUUGUCUGUGGCCUACAAGAAUGUGGUCGGGGCCCGUCGCUCCUCUUGGAGGGUGAUCUCCAGCAUUGAGCAGAAGACCUCGGCCGACGGCAACGAGAAGAAGAUUGAGAUGGUGAGGGCCUACAGGGAGAAGAUUGAGAAGGAGCUGGAGGCCGUGUGCCAGGAUGUGCUCAACCUUCUGGACAACUUCCUGAUCAAGAACUGCAGCGAGACGCAGCACGAGAGCAAGGUGUUCUAUCUGAAGAUGAAGGGCGACUACUACCGGUACCUGGCCGAGGUGGGCACGGGCGAGAAGAAGGCCACCGUGGUGGAGUCCUCGGAGAAGGCCUACAACGAGGCCCACGAGAUCAGCAAGGAGCAUAUGCAGCCCACCCACCCCAUCCGCCUGGGCUUAGCUCUCAACUACUCUGUGUUUUACUACGAGAUCCAGAAUGCCCCAGACCAGGCCUGUCAUCUGGCCAAGACCGCCUUCGACGACGCCAUCGCCGAGCUCGACACCCUCAACGAGGACUCCUACAAAGACUCCACUCUCAUCAUGCAGCUGCUCCGAGACAACUUGACACUGUGGACAAGUGACCAGCAGGAUGACGAGGGAGGGGAGGGCAACAAUUAAAGAGAAACCACACUUCGAAAAAAAAAAUAUAUAUGAAGGGCGGGUGGACUUUGGCAGCCACUUUUGCCGACGAUACUACCGCAGCAGCAGUUCUUUAUUUUUCCAUGUGUUAAAAGAAAAGAAUCAAAAGAGAGGUGAGAGUGGAGGUUAAAUCUUAGUUUAAAUAUAUAUAGAAAUAUAUAUAUACAGUUGAAAGGGGCCUCCGUCUUCUUGAUUUUCUCUUUGACAUUUGCCAAAACCACUGAUAUGUCAGUCAAUCAGCCUGAAGUGGUUGUUGUUGGAUUGAAAUGGCAGCCUCACACUGGCAUAGGAACUGAUCUUGUUCUGUCAAGAUAAGCUGCUUAGUUAGGUUUUUGCGUGAUAGAGAUGCAUUUGAGUCACUUGAGAGAGAAAAUGCUUGAAUGGGAAUGCCUCACAAAACUAGUUUGCAUUGGUUCCAGUAGUAAGUCUGUAUAUGAGAAAGGGCCCCGAGAGCCCUCAGCCUGACGUUAAACUGACACAAACAACGAGAAAAGAGAAAGUUUUAAUUGGAUUAAUUCCCCCAACAUUUAAAAGGACAAAUUAGACAGGUGUGAAAUUGAGGACUUGAUAGUAAAACUUGAUUCCCCUCCUUAAAGUUUAGAUUGGUCUGUUAUUUCACUUGAACCAUUGAGUCAUAGAGGUGAAGAUUACGAAAGGCAGAGACUUAACAAUUAAAACAAAAAAAAGUACAAAAAAAACCAAAACAAAUAAAAGCAGCUUCAGAGUUUGUGGUUUACUUCUGUGUUUGUUUUAUUAAAUGCACUUGCCUACUAUACUGUUUCUUCAGUGUAAGAUGAUGACAACAAUAAUAUCGAUUGUUCAAUAUUGUGCAUGCUGGUGAUGUAUUUAUAUACAGUAGCUUGACUUUAUUAACUUAUACUAUGGGUGUUAAGUAUUCAUUCAUAUGAUUGAGAAAAACAAGCUUUGUCUGUUUGUUGAUUUCUAAUCUCUGAUUUAUUUCGUUUUGUUCUGGUUUUUUGAUUUGCUAAACCAAAAUGGUGAUCGUAAAAGUUGACCUGUAAUGGGCGUUGCUAUAGUGACGUGCAAUAUGUGUAUUUAAUUUGUUAAUGAGAAGAAAAAAAAAAGGAGGAUAAAAACUCACCAGUGAUCACUUAAUCUUACCAGCUGGUGUUUGUCCCAUUGAAGUAUGAUUAUGAUAUAUUUUGUUCCUUGAACAGUAUUGAAGUAUUUUUUUUCUGUCAUGCUACCCACUUUUAAUAACAGUGAAGUUUUCAGGCUCAAUGUUUCUGUUAUGAAUUCACAAAUGUGGACCAUGUUUUAUUUCUGACAAUAUACAUUUUUUGUUUGUUUUUAUACCUUUUAGCUGUUCCUGAGUGACAAAAUAUCUUGAAUGUGAGUCAUUAUGUAGCAGUUGCACAAGAACCGAAAUAAAUAGCUAUGAUAAUAAAAAGAGAAUAUGACUAAAUUAUACAUGCACCAUUUCCGUGGUGGUCUAGUGUAUUGUUGUAUCGUCACCCAUAAGAAAAUGUUGUUUUAAAGGGGAGAAAACACUUUGUUUUGUGCCCUGAAUACAGCAUGUGCUUUCUUUUUGUGCCUGUAUUAGUUAAUAUGCCUCAUUUGCAAGUUAACCUUUACAAAAAAAGGAUUUAUAUGCCCGUUUUAAGUUCCUGCAUGCAUGUGUGCAAGAUGUAAUAUGUUCCUCACGUUGACAUGUGUGGGAUGGUACUGCUCUCUGUACAGCACAUAGAUAUGAAUAUUCAACACCAAUGCACAAAUAGAAUCACUGGGAAAGCAUAGGCAAUUCAGUAGAAUUGUUUUAUUUUAGAUUAGCAAAUGUGAUAAUUUACGUCUUCAGAACAAACUUUAGACACUAGGGAGCUGCUCAAGGGCACAGAAAGCUGCUGAAUGGAUUCAUCGUCAUAAUGCUGCUACUACUAUAGAUUAUUACAUUAAUAUAUUCAUACAGAUGGCAGUUUUCCGGUAUUUAUUUUUCCCAAUAGAUGACAGUUUUUUGGGACUUAUCACAGAUAUGAUGGCUUAAGAGAGAAACCAAAAGCCUUAAGGUCAGUCACACAACCUUGUUCACGUAUGCCAAUUAUGUCACCCUCAUGAGUCAGCCUCCAUGAGCUCACACUGUAUGUCACAGCUGCUUUGAUUUAUUUUUUAACAUAGUCGCUGAUCUUGAAGGCUCGCCAGACAAAUAGCAUGAAAUCCUGAUGCCAAUCUGCACAACUGCUCACACAGCUUAUGAAUAUUAGAAUGGAGUCGAAACCAUUAUUUAAAGUUUUAUGUUUUGUGAGUUAAAAAAAAAAGAGUGGAAAUCAUGUCAGGAGAAUUUCACUCAUUGCCAAGAAUACAUGCAUUGUGU